Molecule: messenger RNA, 6026 nt
Organism: Ostrea edulis (European flat oyster)
Lineage: Eukaryota; Metazoa; Mollusca; Bivalvia; Ostreida; Ostreidae
Product: protein MON2 homolog
Exons: 35
Coding region: 311-5356 (1681 amino acids)
Source: RefSeq, a predicted model, not a curated record
AAACGGAAAUAGACAUGAGUAAUGUACCUUGCGAUUUGACAGGUUGUACACGAAAACUAAAACGAUAUAUUUGAAAUUUUGGAGAAGAAGAGAAGAUAAAAAAGCUUAAAUACAAGCAGGAGAAAGCUUAAUUUCACGUCUCUAUAGACACAGAAGGAUGUCUGUAUUUCCUUUUCCCCGAUAGCUCAAUCUGACGAUACGUGACUCGCAUUUCCUCUGCUAUACAUUUAAAUCCGUUUAUUUUUUGUGCGAUUAUGUCGAUGUAACGUAAUAUCUGUCACAAAAUCUGACUGUCAGGACUUUGGUAAAGAUGGCUUCACCUUUGAAGGAUUCAAAUACUGCACGGAAGCUGGUGGAAGGUCUUCAGGGGGACCUGAGAACGUUGUCUGCCGAGGGAAAGAGAAAAUACCCUCACGUUAAAGAGGCAUCUGAGCAAAUCCAGCUGAAGUUACGCACAAUAUGUGCAAAGAGUGAAGAUUUAAUGUCAGGACUAGUGCCAGCAAGUGCAGAAAUCAUUCAACCAUUUGUAAUGGGCUGUGACACAAAGAAUCCAAAGAUUGUCCACCUCUGCCUCACAGCAGUGCAGAAGCUGAUCGCGCAUGAAGCCAUUUCUGUGACUGCUGCGGACAACAUUCUGGGCAUGCUGUGGAAUCUCAUGGAGGCGGGGCUGGAGGAAUUAAAACUUCUACAGACAGCCAUCAUCUUAAUCACAACAAACUCAGUCGUGCAGCAUGACUCGCUCUCCAAGGCUUUGGUGUUGUGUUUUCGCCUCCACUUCACAAAGGACAGUACAACCAUCAACACCGCGGCCGCCACCAUUAAACAUCUGGUCAGCUGUGUGUUUGAACGAGUGGUCACAGAAGACAAGGUCCCAAUUUCAGGUCAGACUAGUGCUGUUAAUUUGGAGGAGCUGAAGACCCACAGUAAGACCCCGCCCCAUUCCCUCAGGCCGUGUGCUGGGGAUGCCUACCUUCUGUUUCAGGACCUGUGUCAGCUAGUGAAUGCUGACCAGCCGUUCUGGUUGAUCGGGAUGACGGAAAUGACUCGCACAUUUGGACUUGAACUACUGGAGGCCGUCCUGACCUCAUUUCCACAAAUAUUUUUACAACACCAGGAGUUCAGUUUUCAACUGAAGGAGAAAGUAUGUCCCCUAGUAAUCAAGCUGUUCUCUCCCAGCCUGAAGUUCCGUCAGGGCAUGCCCCCACCUCCCUCUCCUGCCCCCGUGGAGAGGCCAUUCUUCCCCAUCGUCAUGAGGCUGCUGAGGAUUGUGUGUGCUCUUAUCAAACACUACUACAGAAUACUGGUAACAGAAUGUGAGAUUUUCCUGUCUUUAUUGGUCAAAUUUUUGGAUUCUGAGAAACCAAACUGGCAACGAUGUUUGGCUCUAGAGGUUCUUCACAAACUCAGUGUUCAACCAGAUUUACUGAGGUCUUUCACCCAGAGCUAUGACAUGAAACUUCACUCGACAAAGAUUUUCCGUGACAUUGUGAACGGGAUGGGGACGUAUAUACAGUCUCAGUUUAUGAACUCUGCUUCAGGCACCACCUCAUCCGGUAACAAGACACCAGACACACACGGCACCCCUCCUGCCCUGGUAGGGGGAUUACCUGUGGGUGGGGGUGUGACCCCACAGCCUGCUUUCAUGUACAGAGGAGUCUGGAUCCCUAUUGUUUUCACAGUACCAGCGGGACAGGCCAGACCCACAUAUUUAGAGAUGUUGGAUAAAGUUGAACCCCCAGCUAUCUCCGAUGGUUACGGUUUGUCUUUGGCGUUUUACUGUUUGCUGGAGGUUGUUAAGAGUGUCCGUAUACUGGUGAAGGGGGAACUAGAAAAUGAGAACCAGUCACCAACCAUCACCAUCAGGAAAGACAUCUCUGCUGAAGAGCGAGGAUUGGAUGAGGAGCUGAUCAACUCUUCGUGGUGCGGUCUACUAGCUGCACUAUCUCUCUUGCUGGAUGCCAGUACUGAUGAGAGCGCCACAGAGGCUGUCCUCAAGUCCAUGAAGAUGUUUGCUGAGUUGUGUGGGGAGCUUGAGAUGACCACCCCCAGAGAUGCCUUCAUCACUGCUCUGUGCAAAGCCUCCCUCCCGCCCCACUACACGCUCACCAUACUUAACUCAACAGCAGCAUCUCAGAGUCCCGGUCCACACACAAAGGCUGGUCACACCCAAACUUCUAGUCAAGAUUUUGCUUCCUUAGCAACAGAGUCUGUGGAGCGGAGUCAAGUAGUUGCCGUGGGAACACCACUACCCACCGCAUCACUUCCUGUUGGGGCACAUCAGGGACCAGUCAUGUUGACAGCCAAGAAUAUCCAGUGUAUGAGGUCCCUAUUAUCUGUGGCUCACUGUAAUGGAGGAAUUCUGGGAACUGCUUGGCAUCUGGUGCUAACCACAUUACAACACUUGGUGUGGAUUUUGGGUUUAAAGCCUUCCUCAGGAGGAAGUUUGAAAACUAGUCAACAGAUAUCAGAUAGUUCAAACGCAGUGAUAACUACAGCUGUGAUGGCAGACCUUCCAGUCCUAGCAUCAAUGUUGUCCAGACUCUUUGAAAGCUCACAAUAUUUGGACGAAGUUGCCCUUCACCAUUUGAUAGAUGCGCUGUGUAAACUGAGUAGUGAGUCCAUGGAGCUAGCCUACACCAACAGAGCACUCUACUUCUCUUGGGAUGCAGAACCGUCCCUAUUUGCCGUCGCUAAGCUCCUGGAGACAGGACUAGUUAAUUUACACCGAGUGGAGGUGCUAUGGCGACCAGUCACCAAUCACCUGCUAGAGGUGUGUCAGCACCCCCACCAGGGUAUGCGAUGCUGGGGGGCAGAGGCAGUAACCACAAUGGUGAAAAUGGCUCUCAGUCACAGGUAUGACACGGAGCUCCACCUCAAUCUGAAGCUACAGUCGAUGAUCCUAGGCCCUCUCCAGGAGUUGUCCUCCAUACCACAGCCAGACAUCAGGCAGAGACAGCUGGAUUGUGUGCUUCAGAUUCUACACAACAACGGGGACAAGCUGGUCCACGGCUGGCCCCUCAUCCUGGGGGUCAUAGGGGCACUGAAUAACGACCAGGGAGAGAAGUUGAUUCAGACAGCAUUCCAAAGCUUACAGCUGGUUGUCACAGAUUUCCUUCCCAUCAUUCCCUGUGUAUAUUUACAAAAUUGUGUUGAAGUUGCUGCCAAAUUCGGUCUUCAGAAUCGAGAGCUCAAUAUCAGCCUCACUGCUAUAGGACUGCUGUGGAACAUCUCUGACUUUUUCUACCAAAACCGACAACGAAUUGAGAGUGAGUUGAAGACUGCCCAGUCUGAGGGGGGUAAGGAUGGCAUUCCCCCAUUCGAUGCCCUGUGGAUGUGUCUGUACAUGAAACAGGGUGAGUUGUGUGUGGAUCAGAGACCAGCAGUCAGGAAAUCCGCAGGGCAGACUCUCUUCUCCACCAUCAGUGCCCACGGCGGACUGCUGCAAACCAACACCUGGAAGAAGGUGCUGUGGCAGGUUUUGUUUCCGUUAUUGGAGACUGUACAGAAGUUGUCAAGCACCGCAUCAAAUGUAAAAGAUGAGGCUGCCACUGGAAAUAUCUUGAUCCACCACUCACGAGACACUGCUGAGAAGCAGUGGGCGGAGACCUGUGUCCUAUCAUUGGCUGGUGUUGCUCGGACGUUUAAUGCCAAAAGGAAAAUCUUACAAACCAUCGGUGACUUUCCCAGAGCCUGGUCCCUCUUGUUGGAGUAUAUUGAAAAUAAUGCCAUGUGUAACAACGCAGAAGUGUCCCUAGCAGCUCUCAAGUCAUUCCAGGAAAUCCUACAGAUGAGCACCGAUCCAAAAGACAAAUCAGAUGACCUUCUGACCUUAAUGAAGCCUCCCUCUGAGGUGGUGAUGUCAAGAUCAGAAGAUAACAGCAAGAUGUUGCCAAGGACAACAAGCGAGGAUAGUGACCUUGACCUGGCCUUGUGGACGGCUGCAUGGAAAGUGUGGUUGAACAUUGGUACCAGUGCCACCAAACCACCACCUACUGGGGGCAAAAUGCCAGACCGAGCGGUAUAUGUACCCUCGCAGGCAUUUCUCACGGCCCUGGUGCAGACUUUCCCACCAUUGUUUGAACACAUCAAGUCAAGGUUUGUGGCAGCAGACCUGCAGAAGUUGUCCACCGUUCUGAAGACUGCCCUGUGUGUUCCGGUUCAUGGUGAUGCCUCUCCCUUCAUUAUCCCUUCAUUUCCCGAUGUCACCACUACUCCGCUACAGGAGGCCACAUUAGCUGCCAUGGAAGUUCUUAUCAAGACUGUCCAGUCGGGUCCGGAGUCCAUGCAGUCUAUGUAUCCUAACAUCUUUGAUCAGAUGCUGACUUUCAUCGAAUUUGGUGUCCGAGUUCCUAAGUUCGGUCAGCUUGAUGCCAAGGCUUUUGGCGCAGUUAAAGGCCCACAGGUGGACUGGGUGACCAUGAACUUUGUUCCGUUUGCGGAGAAGUCUGUGGAUAUUGUCGUGGAUUUAUAUGGCUUCACUGCCAGACAUCCCACGGUUGUUCAGUCUCAAGUUCUCCAGAAAAUCAUACAGACUUUUCGCCUUCCCCUGAGCUAUAAAUAUGCCUGCCCCUCACCCUCCACAUGGAUGCUGGUCAUCAACUCCCUUCUUACCGUCCUAGGGGUGGGGCUACCUGUUGCCAGGAAACAAGGCUCAGCUUUUCAGGGGAUGUGGGGUGAACUGGCCAAAACCUUAGAGGAAUUUCUGUUUCCCAAACAAUCAUCUCCUGCCACUCUGUCGAUGGAAGAUUUCCAAAGAGAUGAAACCAUUGACUGCAAGGUAGUGCAGCUGAUCCGAGAUGACAUCUUGCCAUAUGCAUCAACAAUUCCCCCAGAGUUUGUUAAACAUAUCAUGAAGCUCCUCAACAAGGGCUCCAUACAUUCCACGUCAUCAGAUUCAUUCAUCGACACAGACUCCAGUCGCAAACUGAGGGAAGAAUUUGCCAAGACCUGUUUUGAAACUCUUCUCCAAUUCUCAUUCAUCAACAAAUCAAAGAAUGACGAGGGUGCAAUAUCCAAAAUGGCAGUGAUGUCACUUCUUCAGCGGUGUCAGGACGUGGUCCGCAAACACGUGGAGGACGAGCGUCUCAGUGGGAAAUGUCCGUUACCCAGACCCAGGCUAGCUGAAAUGGCCUCAGUCCUGAAGGCAAUAACAACACUGCUGAAAUCCCUUAAACAAGCACCACCUGGGAAUGUGGAGAAGCCAGUGUGGAAGAUGGUACUGCACCUGUAUCCAUGUCUGGUGGACUGCACAACCUCCCCCUCCCCCAGCGUGUGUAAGGCACUCAGGGACGCCCUCCAUGAGUACGCAGACCUUCUGUCACCACCAACAUCAGCCAUCACAAACGGAACCACCUGACCCGUGAACGAACAAAGAACCCAGAACAAAAUGUGGAACCAGACUGGAGGUCCAGCCCUGGUGUAAAAGUGUAGUCACCCCUGUUAUUUAUGGUGGAAGGGAUUUAACGUGAGGCAGGACACAAUAGGCAUUUAUACUUAAAGGGACACAUUGUCACGGUUUAAGUACUAUGUAACCAGCCAAUUAAGACUGGUCGUAAGAGUAUAAUUAAGAAUCUGCCACAUAACAAAUGUUUUUAAAUGUUGGAGCUCAAGGUGAUUUGGCAUAACUUGCUUCAACAUUAAUCAUUUCUGUCAUGUAUGCUAGUCUUGCAAUUCAAUUUACCUCAUGAUGAAAUGCUGCAUUAGAUUUUAUAGUGUAUCCCAGAAUGCAUUUGUGAUGGAAUAAGAUUUUGUCAAACUGAUGUGAAUUUCCUGUUUAAUAUUUUAGAUUCAGUCACAUGACAUGAUUUUGAGUUUGUAUGAAUUGAGAAGAAACCAUGCUUUGUUGUAAUUAAUUUCUGAAGUGGAUCAAAGAUCCAAAACAUAUUAUGCAAAUAUUGGAGGGGAGCUCAUGGAUGAUAAAUUUAUUUUUUGAUGUACCUGCAUGCUGAAGACAGAACCGCAUUUGAUUAUAUGUACCUGUUAAAUGUCAUUGUUAAUGUCUAUAUUAAAAAUAUUUAUACACUACA